Messenger RNA from Lactuca virosa, 498 nucleotides. The record is from the annotation of a GenBank genome assembly. NCBI's taxonomy places the organism in Eukaryota, Viridiplantae, Streptophyta, Magnoliopsida, Asterales, Asteraceae.
AUGAAAACAUCCAAGGUUGCCCCUAACCUUCCCCCCAGCCCUCCUAAGCUUCCGAUAAUAGGAAACUUGCAUCAAGUGAUAGGUAAAAACUUCCAUCAAAUCCUAUGGAAAGUCUCCCGAAAAUACGGCCCUAUUAUGACUGUCCAUUUAGGUGCCACACCAUACGUCAUCAUCUCCUCCAGUGAAUUUGCAAACCAGGCCUUAAAAACCCACGAUCAGAUACUUUGUAAUCGUCCACGUUCCAAGGGUUUCAAACGACUAACCUUCGACUACAUGGACGUUGCUUUCUCCCCUCAUGCUGAUCAAUGGAAGGAGAUGCGAAAGGUUUUGGUAACCGAGUUCUUAGGUUCUAAGAGGAGUAGAUUGUUCAAAAAAGUGGUAGACACUGAGGUCAAGGGCAUGCUUGAUUCUUUUUCAUCACUGCCUUUGAAUACUACCAUUGACCUAGACGAGAGGCUCUUUCAUCUUGUAACCGACAUUGUUAGCAAGGUAAAUUAG